This is a messenger RNA of Maudiozyma saulgeensis, 3366 nucleotides long. The record is from the annotation of a GenBank genome assembly. Lineage: Eukaryota; Fungi; Ascomycota; Saccharomycetes; Saccharomycetales; Saccharomycetaceae.
AUGACAGAUAGUUUCCCAGGCGACGACGAGGUUCAAGUUCCAGAGACGUCAUCUCCAAAUAGUAGGAUUCUUUCUUCAUCACCACUGAAAUCAUCUGGCCAGGAAACCGUUAGGGAUCAAGCAGCAAGUUUACGUAAUAAAUUCAUGUACAAACCAAAUUUACAGGCAUCUACUGAUGCAGCAGAGAGUACAGUGUCUCCGGCUGAACAGUUAACUACUUUACAAAAAGAAUUUCCUGAUUUCUCAUCGACUUUGAUUCAAGCUGUUUUUAAAUCAAAUGCAUCAGAUAUUGGUAAUGCGAGAGCACGUCUGAAUAGAAUCCAAGAACAAAGAUCAUCAUGGUCAAAAUCGCCGAGUUCCGCCAUUAAAAAUAAAACAUCUUCAACAGCUAGAUUAAACUCUAUAUCAUCUUCAAAUUCUAAACAAUCAGCAUCUACUAAAAUUAAUGUAGAUAAACCAAAGAGUUCUAUCUUUGAUAGAUAUUCUACCUCAAUGAAAAGGGCAUAUAAGAAACGUGAGGAUGAAGAUGGAGAUUAUGAGGAUUAUGAUGAAGAUGAUGAUAUAGUAGGCGUUCAUCGUGGUAAAAAUGGGAUGCUGUAUGAUCCUUCCUUAUUGUCAAAGAUUAGAAAUAGCAAAAGCUUAAAGGCAUUGUCGUCAUCACCUGAACGUAAUAAUUCACCAAAAGUUGGUAAGAAAAAAAGAAAAUUAGUUAGAGGUAGUGAGUUAGAUAAUGCAAGGAGUAAAAUGCUUGAUAAUAAAGUGAAAAAAUUAAUGAAGGAUGAAGGUGAAGGAGAAUUUUUAGAUGAUGCCGAUUCAGGGAUAGAAGAUGAUCAAUCUGGUAGUGAUGUAGAAUAUGAGGAUAAAAGUUCUGCAGCCAUUGAUAUCGAUGAUCAAACUUUAGAGUUCUUAAACACAUCUGAUCCGUCAGAUCUUGCAGAUCUUGCCGACACAACUUUUGAUAAAGCCAAAGUCAUUGUAUCAAAGAGACCCUUUUCAAAUUUAGAUCAUUUUGUAUUGCAAGAAUUUUUGACAGAAGAAGAGAUCACUAAGAGUAAAGAAGUCCAAACAAAUGGUAAAGGUAAACGUGGUGGUCGUGGAUACCGUGGUAAUCAAAAGAAAGAAACGGAGAGAUUUCUUGAAAAGAUCAAACAAUCUAUUAGAGGUUAUAAUGCUAUUGAUUCGUUAUUGAAAACAUGUGCAUCUUACGGUACAUCUAUUGAAAAUCAAAUGAAGACAUGGGGUGUUGAUUUGAAUGCUAAUGGCGAUGCUAAUUCUACUGAUCCAAAUGAUAAUGCAGGUAUUCCAGUGAUCUCUAUUGAUGAUAAGGAUGAGGACGAUGAGGAUGAGGAUGAUGACGAAGAAAAUAAUGAUGAUAAAGAAGGUAAACAUCCAAAGAAUGAAGCAAUAGUAGAAGAAUUUGAUGAGACUGAAGCAAGUAGUACACCUACUCCUGCUCCUUCCAGUUUAUCAUUAAAUGAAAAGAAUAAGACUACACGUGGUCCAGACAGUGAUAGCGAUUUUGAGUUAGUUGAGGAAGAAGAGGAAGAUAUAGAAGAUGAGGAUGAGGACUACGAAGAAAUUGCAUUUUCCAAACGUCCUACGAUGAGUAGUCGUACUCAUCGUCGUAACAUGAAACUGGCAGUCCAAAGAAAGGGCCCCGUGAAAUAUUUCAAGGGUAAACCACGUCUCUUAUCAUCUGAUAUUCAAUUAAAGGAUUAUCAACAAAUGGGUAUCAACUGGUUAAACUUAUUAUAUCAUAAUGGUAUGUCAUGUAUCCUUGCAGAUGAUAUGGGUCUUGGGAAAACAUGUCAAGUGAUUUCAUUUCUUGCAUAUUUGAAACAAAUCAAUGAACCAGGUCCCAAUUUGAUUGUUGUACCGUCAUCAACAUUAGAGAAUUGGUUACGUGAAUUCAAAAAGUUUUGUCCAUCAAUGAAGGUGGAACCAUACUAUGGGUCACAACAAGAAAGAGCAGAAUUAAGAGAUUAUUUGGAACGUACAGCUGGCCAAUAUGAUGUUAUUGUCACAACUUACAAUUUAGCUGCUGGGAAUAAAUAUGAUGUUGCAUUUUUAAAGGGUAGUGGAUUCAAUGUAGUAGUAUAUGAUGAAGGUCAUAUGUUAAAGAAUUCUAUGUCUGAAAGAUUUAAUAAAUUAAUGAAAAUCAAAGCUAAAUUUAGAUUAUUAUUAACAGGGACACCAUUACAAAACAAUCUUCGUGAAUUAAUGUCAUUAUUAGAAUUUAUAAUGCCUACAUUAUUUAUCUCCAAGAAGGAUUCUCUAACGGCAAUUUUCAAACAAAGAGCUAAAACUACCGAUGAUGGUAAUGAUCAUAAUCCGUUAUUAGUUCAAGAAGCCAUUGAACGUGCUAAGACAAUGAUGAAACCAUUUAUUUUACGUAGACAUAAGGAUCAAGUGUUACGUCAUUUACCAAAGAAACAUAAUAAGAUUGUUAUGUGUGACUUAAAUGAAGUUCAAAGAAAGAUAUAUGAUCAUGCCAUAACAAAUGCCAAAGAAUAUCGUGAAAAGGUUCAAAACGGUACUGUAACAAGUGAGGAUAAAGCUAAUAUGGAUUCAAAAAAUUUAAUUAUGACAUUAAGAAAAGCUUCGAUUCAUCCAUUAUUAUUUAGAGACAUAUAUGAUGAUAAGACGGUUGAUGCUAUGAGUACAGCUAUUCUUAGUGAACCUGCAUAUAGUAUGGAUGGUAAUAAACAAUAUAUUCAAGAAGAUAUGAGUUAUAUGACAGAUUUCGAAUUACAUAAACUCUGUGGAAAUUUCCCAAGAACUUUAGGUAAAUAUGCAUUAAAGAAUAAUGAAUGGAUGAAUAGUGGUAAAGUUGAUAAACUGAAUCAAAUUCUUAAGGACGUGGUUGAUAAAAGACAUGAAAAGAUAUUAAUCUUUUCGUUAUUUACUCAAGUUUUAGAUAUUUUAGAACCUGUUUUAAGCACACUAGGUUAUAAAUUUUUAAGACUUGAUGGUUCUACACAAGUUAAUGAAAGACAAUCAUUAAUUGAUACAUUUUAUGAGGAUAAAACAAUUCCAGUGUUUUUAUUAUCAACAAAAGCUGGUGGGUUUGGUAUUAAUUUAGUUUGUGCCAAUCAUGUAAUAAUAUUUGAUCAAAGUUUUAAUCCACAUGAUGACAGACAAGCCGCCGAUAGAUCGCAUCGUGUAGGUCAAACCAAAGAAGUCUAUGUAUCUACAUUGAUUAGUCAAGACUCCAUUGAAGAACAAAUCCAUCAAUUAGCCAAAAAUAAAUUAGCAUUGGACAUGCAUGUCAGUGUGGACAACAACGGUGAAAACAAGCAACAGGAAGCAGCCGCAGAGAACAAAAUCAAUGGCAUCCUCGAGGAUAUCAUCUACAAGAAGCCAUAA